Hyla sarda is the source of this 1775-nucleotide messenger RNA. RefSeq names its product epithelial membrane protein 2 (gene EMP2). The record is from RefSeq and is a predicted model, not a curated record. Gene Ontology annotation, cellular component: plasma membrane. The coding region runs from base 243 to 740 and encodes 165 amino acids. The transcript has 6 exons. Lineage: Eukaryota; Metazoa; Chordata; Amphibia; Anura; Hylidae.
GUAAACUUGGAUGUGGCACUUACACAAGCAUCAUAGUCCUAUUAUUGUGCUGAUUUUUGGGUCCUGGAAGUUAAACCCAACCAAUAAGACAUUGCUGACUUAUCCUAAGGAGCAAUAGACAAACAGGCUCGAUCACAACUGGAGCGACGUUUCGCGUUUACACGCUUCUUCCGGAUCCGACGGAUGAAGAUAACACCAACUAGAUAAGAUUCCUUUUAAUCUAGAAGUAGAGGAGAGUGAAGAUGUUGGUCGUACUGGCUUUUAUUAUCAUUUUCCACAUAACCUCCAUAGCAUUGCUAUUCAUCGCUACAAUAGACAAUGCAUGGUGGGUUGGAAAUGACUUUUACGUUGACAUCUGGAAGACCUGUUUGAACGCUACUACACGUGCAGUAUGUACAGAGAUUGGAAGCAGCAACAACUCUUUUCAGGCUAUUCAGACCAUUCAGGCGACUAUGAUCCUGGCUACUAUUCUAUGCUGCAUUGGACUCUUAAGCUUUGUUCUACAACUGUUUCGGCUUAAGCAAGGAGAGCGAUUCGUGUUUACUGCUAUUAUCCAGUUUCUGUCAUGUCUUUGUGUUAUGAUCGCUGCCUCGAUCUACUCUUCCAUGCAUGAAGAAUUCCAUCCGAAGCUGAACUUAAAGGACGGCACAUUCGGCUACUCCUUCAUUCUAGCCUGGAUCGCCUUUGCCUUCACCUUAAUUAACAGCAUCAUGUACUUGAUACUUAGAAAGCGUAAAUAGGCCGCAGCAUCAGCUAGAUGAAUUCUAUCCCUACACAAACCAAAUGCAGAUAACCAUUUUGUAUAUAAUCAUUUUAAUGUGGUUGUGUAGUAAAUGGUAAUGUUUCCUAAAUAUGUACUGUUUUCUUAGCAUGUUUAACGCUAAGAAUCUGACACAUUAUACACGUAUCCUGGAAUAUUGGCCCGUCUUUGGUUAAUGGGAAAGAAUUAGAAUAUUACAAUACAUGUAUAAUGUUUUACAACUUGAACUUUUUUUAUUUUAUAUAAAUAUAUUUUUUUUGGUUGGUAGUUGUAGAUUUAACAAGUUUAUAUUGUCUGAGGGAGGGGACGGGGUAGUGGGCUGUUUUGAAAUAACACAUUUAGCAUUCAUAAGACAUCUCAAUUACCAUCUGGGAACCCUAUUUUACCUUACGUUAAUGUUUUAGAAAACAUUAAAAAAUCACAGCACAAUAAAAAGUUAUGUUCCGACAAUGUUUUCUUGGUGCAGUCAGUUCCCCCUUUACUGGUGUGCAGUGAAAUGCUCCAUAAAGAUGACUAUUGUGGGACAGUUUAUUAAACAGAAAUAGUGGGGGUUCUGACUACACAAAAGCUUCCUUGUUUCUGCUGUAAAAUGCAAAACAAUGACAAACCAACCAUAACACAUACCACAAAAAAUCUUUUAUAAUUCUCUGAAGGGAUAAAAUUGCAUUAAAUGUCUUACAAACUCAUCAAAUUUACACUAUGAAAACUUUUUGUAUACAGCAAUAGGAAUGAUUUAAAUUUCCCACGAUGCAUAGAAGGAAGAUUAGAAAUGAACUAGCCAUGCUGUAACUCAUUGGAUAUUCUUAAAUUUCAACUUUGUCUUGCAAUUUACAGAUAUGUAUUGUUGCUUUAUCAUUAUUAGACUUUUUUGCUUUUUUAUAGCCAGAUUUUACCCCUACAACUUUGAACGCUGUACAUAUAUUAAAAUGCAGAAUUUUUUUUCCUAGAUCUGUUUUGCAUGUAUGGAAAAUGGUCAUUUUAUUGUUACAAAAGAAAAACAUUGCUUUAAAAAAAA